Messenger RNA from Cladocopium goreaui, 1357 nucleotides. Lineage: Eukaryota; Dinophyceae; Suessiales; Symbiodiniaceae. The record is from the annotation of a GenBank genome assembly.
AUGUUUCGGCUAGUCCGAGUGGUGCGAGCGCUGCGGUUCUUGAUUUCUGUCCCAGAAUUCUAUUUGCUGAUCACAGGGUUGUACUCCUCCAUCAAAGCCAUCGUCUUCGGUGCGCUGAUGCUGGUGUCGGUGAUUACCUUCUGGGCCGUGAUUUCGGUGGAGGUGUUACAUCCCAUCACGUCCGGCAUGACCUGGGAGGACUGCGAUCGAUGCCCGGAUGGCUUUCGUGGCAUCUUUGCAGCAGCCCUGACCUUGUUCCAGCAGAUUGUGGCGGGAGAUUCCUGGGGAACCAUCUCCAUUCCCUUGGUGGAAACCGCACCAUGGACGGCGGUUUUACUCUUCUCCAUUUUGAUCACCAUCUCCUUGGGGAUGCUGAACUUGAUCUUGGCAGUCAUCGUGGAACGUGCCGCAGAAGCUCGAGAGAACGACCACGAGGCAAAGAUCAAGAAGAAAAAUCAGGAUUGCUCCAGGAGUAUGGAAGACUUGGCCGGCAUUUGUGCUAGCAUGGAUGAGAACAACAAUGGUAUGAUUUCCUAUGAGGAACUUUUGAAGGGCUACGAUGAAGUCGGCGAGUUCAAGAGAUUUAUGGAUUUGAUGGAUUUGAAGCGUGAAGACAUGGCCACCGUGUUUAAUGUCCUGGACACAGGAAACACACAGGAAGUUCUGUACCUGGAAUUCUGCCAACAUUUAGGAAAUUUCUUCAAAAGAGAUCCUGUAAUCAUGCAUUCUCUGGUGAAAUAUUCAGUGAUGGAAUUGCGAAAACUUUUGGAACACGACAUUUUGCAUCACAUGGAGCACCAGUCGCAGAUGCUGCGACUCUUGCUGCGGGAUCGGGGCUUGGCUGAACCGACACCGAAAGCGGCACCGAUGAAGGCUGAUGGCCAUGAUAGCCAUGAUGACCAUGGCAGUCAGGGCAGCCAUGAUGGCCAUGGCAGUCAGAGCCUGUCCAAUUUGUCCCAGGAGCUGCAGGUGUUGGAAGCAGAACUGCAGCCAUUGUUGGCAAAAGCUCAGGAAUUGGUCGAUUCCAUUACUGUUGAGGCACGAGAAGAUACAAUUGACAUCGACCAAGUGGCCAUGGAUGUCCAAUUCCACGACAUUUCGCAGAGGUUUCAAGCGAGAAUUUCCGACGCCCAGCGUUUACAAGACCGCUGCAGCAGCCUAUUGCAAGCUCCCCAUGCUCCACAAGCUCCAGCUCCCAUAGGGAGCGAUGUUCACCACCGUGCUCAAAGUCCGACAGCCGGGAAGGCGAACAAUGCGAGCAAUGCGAGCAAUGCGAAAAAUACCCCAAGUGCCCCAACUGGGACAUCUGCCAAGGCGAACCGCCCUGGCAUGUCCGAAGCGGCUUAGUUUCACCUCG